Messenger RNA from Amoebophrya sp. A25, 3282 nucleotides. The record is from the annotation of a GenBank genome assembly. Lineage: Eukaryota; Dinophyceae; Syndiniales; Amoebophryaceae.
ACGAAGACCAGCGCAGUUCUGGACCAAGGUGAUUGUCAAAGCAGUAGCGGAUCAGGAUCAAUCUCCCCAAUUUUCUUUCCCACGCUUUCCUUACCGGCAAUUUUGGGUUUCCGUUUUCGGCGUCCUCGCUAAGUCGUACUGAGUAGUGUACUCAUUGAAGCUCUUUUCGGGUUUUAACUGGAAAUGUUUUUAGCGUAGCGGGGCCUUGUUCGUUGAAGAACUAUUAUUACUUCCGCAUCCUUGCCUGAUUGUUGGAGAUUGUUCUUGGACAAGUUGUGUUUGAUUUCGUUGUGUUUGUCAGCAAACAUUACUGCGUGGGUCGUCAAACGCUUGUGGGUGAAUCUGAAUCCGCGGGGGUCGCAAUCGUCCGAGUAGAAAUAUUCGCACACCUGUUCGAGUGCAGUGGGAAAGGUUCUGCGAGGUGUGCCUCUGAGAAAUGAGCCGCCUUCCUGGAGUGGCCGUUUACGAUCCACCUCUGCUACUGAUUUCAGCGGGGGCGGGGCCUGGAGUUGGGCGCGGCCAAGGUAGGAAGCAGGGCUACAUGGCUUCAGCAAAAGGAGCGUGCCAAAGGAUUCAGGACAUUCAGGCCCAGGUGCGGGAGUGCAUUAGUAUAGGAGCCAUGCUGUACAACUCUGGAGAGAUACGCGCAUGCUUCUGGCUAUACUAUGGAUGUGCGCAACAGUUACAACAAAUCCUGGGGCCUUUAAAGCGGCAGAAUCCGCAUGGAGUUGUAGCUCCUAUUGGAAGUGGACACGAGGGAAGACUCACUGGGACGGUGGAUGGGGAAAAUGCUGCAGACUUCGGGACUCAUCAGUAUGCCCGAAAUGCAGACGGAAGAUCCAAUCUGUCAAGAGAAGGCGACGACGGGCAAGCUUGGAAGCUUCGCAGUGCGGCUGAGGCACUCUGGAGCGCGACGUGCGUGGUGCAGUGGGUAGAUCCAGAUGCUGAUGCAUGGGCGCUGCGGCGUGGAUUUGACGCAGUGUUGGCUCUCUCGUGUGAUGUGACGAGUGGAGCCAUGCAAGCAAACCUGCAUGUUAAUAGCCUCGCUCAUGUGAUUGAAGGCGGGUAUGAUUCGACACUAGAGGCAGAAACUGCAAGUGUUGGUGGUGUAAGGACGGCGCCACAGACAGGAGGCAUGCACUUGCUGGGACCGUCUUCGCCAGAGGAAAUCCGUUUGACAGUUGAAGAAGAUUCGCGAAAAGGUACCAAAGAGGUCCACGCCGGUUCGGAAUUCAUGGGGGCAUCGCUUAUGGCGCUCGAAUGCGAAUCGGGUAGGGAUAACCAACAAACCCAGGGGAGUGAGCCGGUGCGGCCUCGGGGUGCAAAGAUUGACGGCACAACGGAUGUACAUCUAUCUACUGCAAGAGUGAGAGAAGUUUGGAAUUGAUUUGGAAGAAUGCCAGAGUUUGUGAGUUUGGAACUUGCUGCAGGUAGCGAUAGCCCUAUGUAUAGCAUGUUUUGUGUUGCUUAUCUAUAAGCGUUGAAGAUUUGAUAACUGAUGUUCCUAGGUUUGGGAGCGUCUUUUGGACGGUGGAUGACAAGUAUGACUAGGACCGGUAGGACAGUAUCUUAUUCUAACAUCCAGCGACAGAUCUACAGCAUUUGCAUAUUUUAACGACAGAUACUAGUGAGUGCUGGGGUAAUAGUUGCUAAGAGGACCAUUGUUAUGGCGCUCUUCAUUAGGUACAACCAGUCUUCGGAAGCCACGCAGCGGUGAAUUUAGUUUCGGGUGUUGGGUUUCCAGUGGAAUCGCCUUUCAAUAGCUUUUGGCACGGCCUGCUACAGGGGGACCGACAACGGCGGGAAAGAACUGAACCACAGGAGCCAACGCUCGCCGGCACGCAGGCACAGCAUCAUUACCGAGUUGGUCCAGGGAGCAAGACGAGAGCGGCAAUAGAUGAGGGCGACACCGAUACUCUUUGCGACGAUGUUGCAGCGGCCGCACGCGCAGAAAGUAGCGGAGACAGACUUCCGCGCGGUCCACUAAGUUCAGUGCAGGCGCUAUCGCCGCCUCUCGUUGUUACUCGUGAGGUAGGGGUCGGGAAGGUUUUCUUAUCCGCAGUUCCGAAGGUAUUCGUCCCGCUGGUCGGCGCAGAAACCAGGCUGAUGGUAACGCGAGACGAGCAGUCAUUUUGCCGCGUGCUUCCUCGUGUCGACAACUAUCGCGAUGUGAAUUACGUUCGCGUCUCGCGUCUGCCUAGUAUGGUAUUCUCUGGAUGGUGUUCGCUUACUGGAUAUUGCCAGCUUCGAGCGGCGUCGGCAGUGCCACUUGUCUUGUCCGCGUACUAUGGAAUCUACAUACGUGCAAUUGUGGGCGACCAAUUCUCGGAGGGGACGCUGAGGCUGACUGUGAAUGACUCUUCGUGUGAUAAGACGAGUUUCUUUUCAGUCGCAGUGCAGUUCCGACGCGAUUUCGCUGGAAUAGGGAAGAUUGAGGGUGUCGGGACGGUCGCUGAUGAUGGCUCAGGUAUUUUUUGUCGGCUCUUUGUUGUAAUGCAAAGUAGGUCUCUCGUUAUCCAUCUGUUGUAGUGGUUCAUAGUUAGUUUCUUCUCUUUCGAAAGCCACUUUUUUUCAGCUGAUUAGAGCAUCCACCUCAGUUACACACCUGAUUCCGUUCGCGGGUCACGGGUGGGAGUUCCUGCGGGAGAUGGAGCCUGCUGGGACUGCGCGCAGGCUCGACACAGACGCAGUGACGCAGGUGGGGCUGCUGGUCAAGGGAGCUGGGCGUGACUUCGCCAUCGAGUUGCAGGAGAUUGGUCUCUACCGAUCCUGAAGCGCGAAGGUUCGUCGCAACGUGGAAUGCUGAUGUGAAGCGUUUCUCUGUGUCACACGCGCAGCUGACUAGGAACCCACACGCCGAGGACGGAUCGAGGACCUCGAUGGACAGGAUGCGGAAUACGGAUUCGUAAAGCGACUGGCAGGUAGACGAAUAUCUUUUGUAUGGUCUUUCAUGAAGGUGUACAGUAUACUUGUUUGUUGACUCUGUGCAUCACAUUUGUUCGUGAUGAUAUUGUAGUUUGUGGCUCGUGCAUGCUUCAAGAGCGAAAGUCAUGAAAAUCAUAGCAUGCUUUGUUCGCGAAGGACAAGAAAAGGACAUCGUAAGCAGGUGUAUAGCAGUUGUUCUUCUGUAACAUGCAGCCCAGUGUGGCCUAUGAUAAUUGACUUACAGUUGAAGAGGACGGUGUGAUGCGAAUCUGUAAGAAUUAGGUACGAGUAGUUGAGGCAUGAAGCAGAAGACAUGCCUCGGAGGAGUGUUUGUGCGAUUGUGUUCAUAACUGGAAC